Messenger RNA from Ailuropoda melanoleuca (giant panda), 5074 nucleotides. It is a transcript of the gene EBF4, whose product is annotated as EBF transcription factor 4. The record is from RefSeq and is a predicted model, not a curated record. The transcript is spliced from 15 exons. Gene Ontology annotation, biological process: regulation of DNA-templated transcription. Bases 324 to 1898 code for a protein of 524 amino acids. Gene Ontology annotation, molecular function: DNA binding; DNA-binding transcription factor activity. Lineage: Eukaryota; Metazoa; Chordata; Mammalia; Carnivora; Ursidae.
CCUCCGCGCGGACCGGGUGCCGGCUCCGCUCCCGCCCUCCCCGCCUCGCUCGCAGUCCGCCCGCCGGCGCUCAGGCCGCGGGGGAAUCCCUCCAUCUCCCCGCCCCGCUCCCCGGGAGGGGAGGGGACAGCGCCGGCGCUCGCGGACCCGCUUUCUCCGAGGGAGCGCCCGAGAGGCGAGCGCGCACUGAGACGCGGGGACCGGGCGCUGCGCUGCGCUCCUGGAGGCGUCCGCUGCCGUCGGGUCGGUCUGAGCCGAGCCGCCCGCAGCCUCGGCGGGACCGCAUUCCCGGCGGCGGGGGCGCCCACCGACUGCGCGCCCUUAUGUUCCCCGCGCAGGACACUCUGCCCCGCGGCGGGCUGAACCUGAAGGAGGAGCCGCUGCUGCCCGCCGGCUUGGGCUCGGUGCGCUCCUGGAUGCAGGGCGCGGGCAUCCUGGACGCCAGCACCGCGGCGCAGAGCGGCGUGGGCCUGGCACGCGCGCAUUUUGAGAAGCAGCCCCCCUCCAACCUCAGGAAAUCCAACUUCUUCCACUUUGUGCUGGCCAUGUAUGACCGGCAGGGGCAGCCCGUGGAGGUGGAGCGCACGGCCUUCAUCGAUUUCGUGGAAAAGGACCGAGAACCUGGGGCUGAAAAGACCAACAACGGGAUCCACUACCGCCUCCGGCUGGUGUAUAACAACGGACUUCGGACGGAGCAGGACCUCUAUGUGCGCCUCAUUGACUCCAUGUCCAAGCAGGCCAUCGUCUACGAGGGGCAGGACAAGAACCCCGAAAUGUGCCGAGUGCUGCUCACCCAUGAGAUCAUGUGCAGCCGGUGCUGUGACCGGAAGAGCUGUGGCAACCGGAAUGAGACGCCCUCUGACCCGGUCAUUAUUGACAGGUUCUUCCUCAAGUUCUUCCUCAAGUGCAACCAAAACUGCCUAAAGAAUGCAGGGAAUCCCCGAGACAUGCGCCGCUUCCAGGUGGUGGUGUCCACGACAGUGAGCGUGGACGGACACGUGCUGGCCGUGUCCGACAACAUGUUUGUGCACAACAACUCCAAGCAUGGCCGCAGGGCGCGCCGCCUGGACCCCUCUGAAGCUGCCACCCCCUGUAUCAAGGCCAUCAGCCCCGGGGAGGGCUGGACCACAGGAGGCGCCACCGUCAUUGUCAUCGGCGACAAUUUCUUCGACGGAUUGCAGGUCGUGUUCGGGAACGUGCUCGUGUGGAGCGAGCUCAUCACGCCCCACGCCAUACGGGUUCAGACGCCCCCGCGGCACAUUCCCGGGGUGGUGGAGGUGACCCUGUCCUACAAGUCCAAGCAAUUUUGCAAGGGAGCCCCCGGCCGUUUUGUCUACACAGCCCUGAAUGAGCCCACCAUUGACUACGGAUUCCAGAGGCUACAGAAAGCCAUCCCCAGACACCCCGGAGAUCCCGAGAGGCUGCCCAAGUCUCUCGCAGGCUACGCGCGCAGCUGCGGCAGCGCGUCCCCACGCGGGUUCGCGCCCAGCCCCGGCUCGCAGCAGAGCAGCUACGGCAGCGGCCUCGGCGCUGGCCUCGGCGGCUACGGGGCGCCGGGCGUGGCCGGCCUCGGCGUGCCCGGGUCCCCUAGCUUCCUCAAUGGCUCCACGGCCACCUCGCCCUUCGCCAUCAUGCCCUCUAGCCCCCCGCUGGCCGCUGCCUCCUCCAUGUCCCUCCCGGCCGCUGCCCCCACCACCAGCGUCUUCUCCUUCUCGCCUGUCAACAUGAUCUCCGCUGUCAAACAGAGGAGCGCCUUCGCCCCCGUGCUGCGCCCACCCAGCUCCCCACCCCAGGCCUGCCCGAGAGCCCACGGAGAGGGACUUCCAGACCAGCCUUUUGAGGAUUCCGACAAGUUCCACUCUUCAGCCCGGGGGCUUCAGGGCCUGGCGUACUCCUAAUCAUGGUCUGCAGGUGUUGCCCCCACCGAGCCCGGACUGGAGGUCCCUCGGGGAUACACACUCACGUGCUGGAUUGCAGCACAGACCGAUGCAGAGCCAGGGCUUCGGGCAGACAUCCGCCCAAAGGCCUGAACAGGCCUCCUUGUGCUUGAGGCCUCCAGCCCCACGGGCUUCUCUCACCUCCCUUUCUCGGGGCUGGUUGGAAGCCCCAGCACUGUGCUGAUGCUCUUGGCAGGAGAGCAUCCCGGGGAGCUACUGGGAUGCUGGGCUUUCCUCGCUGGGUCAGUUCCUCCGGAAGACAUGGACCUUGUGCAGACCGGACCAUCAGGCGACAGGAGCAGGGGAUGGGGACUGUGGGAAAGAGAACAGCUCAGGGAGAAGUGGCCUGGGGAGGUCCUGUUUGUGUCUGACACAUCUCAGCUGGCCCAGCAUCCCGACUUCUCUCCAGGGCAAGGGGUGGUGCCCAGCAGCCUCAGGAGGCCUGCCCAGGCUCCCAUGGAGCUUCCAAUGGCUGCUUGACCCCCGUGGCUGCACCCUUCAAGGCCUGCACACUCAUGCUUGCCACAUUUUAAAUCCCACUGGGGGCUUUUGGUAUGGAGGGUGCAGAAGAGGGAGUGCCAAGCCCCCUGAAUUGUGGGUCUUCCUCCCCAUGGAUAUCUCAUGGACUCUGGCCCCCCCCCCCACACGAUUCUGGCUGGCCCCGUAGCACCAUGGAAUGGGCCUGGCUGCCGCUGGCCUCAUAUUCUGCUCUGCUGAGGUUGGAGAAAACAGAACAAUAAACACAGCCGCAGGUGGCCACCCGGCCUCUCUUGCUCCUUCCUUGGUGUGGGUCUGCUUUUCUCAGCAGUUCUGCAGCUCUCCUGGGGCCCCUCCCAGCUGUGCCCCCGUGCAGCCUUCUUGCACCCUUGGGCUUUUUCAACAGCCCCCGAGGUCAGCUGAGCAAGUAUGACCUGCCCCAUGUUUGCUCUCAGGUACUGUUGGGGGUGCUGGGCAAGCUAGCAGGCCUGAGGACCUAGGACGCGGGCUCCAGCCCAAGAGCUUAGGCUGGGAGCACAGUCUGGCCACUGAGGACUCAGUCCCCCAACUGUCCGGCCAGGCUGGUCCUGGUGCAGAGGGUUGUCAAAGGAUUUUCUGGGAUCCAGAACAGUGCAAACAAAACACUCCUCAGUCCCAUAGAGGCUCAGAAGUGCCAUCGAUUCAGAACGGAGGUUGCAGGGCCUUACCUGGACAAGGCAGGGCCAGGUAGGGCAGCUUGUGGUCCUGAGGUUGCCUAGUUGAACAAGUCCCAACCACCCCCCUCCCCAGGCGUAGGCACCUUUGGCUCUCCUGUCUCAGAGUUUGGGAGGAGGGGUAGUAACGAGGCAAGAGUCCCAGGCUCAUUUAUCCCCGCUCCUGGAAUGAAUCCCUGCCAUCCCCUGAGAUAUGUCCCCUAGAUCGCAAAGGUCUGGCUGGCUGACUCUGGAAGCCACUUUUUUGACCCACUGUCCAGGGAGUCCAGAGUCCAGCUCCAGGCCUCAGGCUUUCCUCUCUUCCUGGUGGUCCUCCUUGGCUCUGGCCUCCGGAAACUCUGCAACCCAUGGUCCCAUGCCCUGCAGUCCUCUGAACAAAUACACUUGCCAAGGCAGAUGGGCCGCUCAUGUCCUUCAGAGGCCUUCACUUCCUUCUCUUGUGUUCUCGGCCAAUAUUUGGGAUUCAUCUCACGUGGGGUCCAUGACGGGGAGAGCCUUCUGUUUAUCUCCAUGCUGCGCUGGCCUCCCCCUCAGUUCCUGCCUCCAGCCCAUGUUGCACAGCCCCAAAGCCUGCCAGCCCACGCCCCCUGCUCCAAACAGGCUCUGAGCAAUUCCCACGGCCCAGGUCCAUUCCCCCCGCCCCCACCCCGGCUGAACACCUGCAAAACUGUCGUCUGCACUGGGUGCAGGUGGUAGCUGGGUAAUGGUCACCCUCUGGUUCCUGGGGUGGGUCAGGUGCAUGGUUGAUACAAAAGAGAUGUGAGAUCUGUCCUCAAAGAUCUCAAAACUGCUCAGGCCACCAUCCAACUCAACACUGCCCACGCCCUGUCCACAGAAGGCGGGACUAAAUCAGUGACUAAAUGUUUGCUUUGAACUGAAUUGUGUCCUCCCAAAAUUCAUACACUGAAGCCCUAACCCCGUCCCCCAUGUGGUAUAUUUGGAUGUAGGGCCUUUAAGGAGGAGAUUAAGGUUAAAUAAGGUAGGAAGAGUGGGGCCCUAAUCUGAUAGAAACUGUGUCCUUGUAUGAAGAGGAAGAGACUCCAGAGUUCUCUUUCCACUGUGCGAGGAUACAGUGAGGUGUCCAUCCAUAAGCCAGAGAGAGGGUCCUCACCAGGAACUGAGUCAGCUGGCAUCUUGAUCUGGGACUUCAAACUUCCAGAACUAUGAGAAAAUAUAUUUCUGUUAUGUAAGCCACUCAGUCUCUGGUAUUUUGUGCUGGCGGCCCAGGCUGACUCACACAAUGUUCUUUCCCACGUGUCUUAGUUUGGGUUCCCCUAGAAGCAGAACCUGAGACAAGUUCCCUGCUGGAGAACUCUGGGAGCCAGUGUAGAACCCACCUCGGAGAUUUCCCACCUGAGUGGCAAAGAAUCUGGAAUACUGAUGCUCCAGCCCUCAUCUGCACUUGCCUGAGGACUGCUCCCAGGAGAUGAUCCUUCUGGCAUUUCUGGUCUGCCCUCCCACCUGCAGAGGAAAAGCCACCAGUUAGGGUUUUGUUUUAGAAUGUUGCAAGCAAGUACCGGAACUGAACUGUAAGUCCAAAGGGAUAUGGGCAAGGCACCAAGAGCCUCUACUGCUAGCCCUUUAGAGAGAGAGCGUCUCUAGAAAGUCCUCUGCCUUCCUCCCAUAUAUGUUUUCCAGAAGAAGCAGGCUGCUGCUUCUGCCCCCAACCCUGGGGAUCUGGCAGCCUUUGGGCCUGCAUUUAGCUCAAGCAGGACCCACUGUGGACAGGUUCCAGUGACUCAAGUGAAGGUAGGCAGCAGCUUUGACAAGCCCUCUGGCUGACUAUUCUGCAAAAUGCCCUUCUCCCCCCACCCCUACCCUGCCACCCAUAUGGGUAGGAUCCUUCUUCUUCCCAAAAGAAAAAUCUCCCAGAAGAAUGGGAAGUGCCAUGCAUCGGGAGAAAGAUAGUCUUUUCAAUAAAUGACAUUGAGUCCAUUGGAUAUUUAU